AUGUGUGUCGAUUUUGAUUACUGCUUCAAGCUGUUGCUCAAGCGAAUUCAAAUCGCCGUGGUCGACUCGGCGUUUUCACCAGUUACGUUGUCGAACGGUACUCUCGGUAUCAGACCCAGCGUGGUUUUCACCAAUGACAAGAGCAAGGUCUUGGUUUCUGGAGGGAACUAUAAGCACUUUACGAUUCGAGUGUUCAAUGGGCAAGCGGAGUUGGUGAUGUGA
Aspergillus luchuensis is the source of this 222-nucleotide messenger RNA. RefSeq lists its product as uncharacterized. The record is from RefSeq and is a predicted model, not a curated record. NCBI's taxonomy places the organism in Eukaryota, Fungi, Ascomycota, Eurotiomycetes, Eurotiales, Aspergillaceae. The transcript has a single exon. The coding region runs from base 1 to 222 and encodes 73 amino acids.